CCGUGGUUGAGGCCUAAUCACUCUCGCCUCCGCUCACAGGGUGCCUCUCGCCUCUGCUUCCUCUCCUCCAGGCGGGGGGAAGAGAAGACCACCUGCUCGACCGAUAUCCUCUCCUCCAGUCCUCCUCGGUCUACUUAGAGGAGUUUUUCUUUUUGUUGAGAAUGAAGCGCAUGCAAAGAAUGCCAACGAGGAAGUCCCAUUCAUGGUGGUGGGACAGCCAUAUUAGCCCCAAGAACUCCAAAUGGCUAGCUGAGAAUUUGGAAGAGAUGGAUAAACAAGUUAAAGAGAUGCUGAAGCUCAUAGAGGAUGAAGGUGAUUCUUUUGCAAAGAAGGCUGAGAUGUAUUACCAGAGACGGCCUGUGCUUGUAACCCAUGUCGAGAACUUCUAUCGCAUGUACCGUGCUCUUGCUGAGCGUUAUGACAACGUGACUGGGGAAUUGCGCAAGAAUCUUCCAUCAUCGCUGCAGUCUCAAGGCUCUGGUAUAUCUGAAACUGAUUCGGAGACACAAUCUACUUCACCAUCUCCAGAGCCCAACAUGGAACAGAAGACACCAAAGCAGAAGCACAAAACAAGAGCAGCUGGCUUUGAUGUGUUCCUUGGUUCUGGUGGAAGCUCAGACAUUUCCAAGAAGGGGAGUGAUGGAUCAUCUUCUUCUUCUUCAGAUUCCGAUUCAGAGGUUGAUGAACCAAGUGAAGAAAAUGGCAAUGGAUUUUCUUAUAUAAUGAAUGGACGGGUUAGCGAGCUAGAAGAGGAGCUUCAGGAAGCAAGGCAACAAAUUGAGGCACUUGAGGAGAAGAGCAGGCACUGCCAAUGUGAAAAACUUGAGGUGAGUCUCAAACAAGUUAGCAGUGAAAAGGAAGAUUUGGUAGCUACAGUUCUGGAAAACAAGAAUGAGAUUGAGGGUCUAAAAGGAGACCUAGCAAAAGUUACAGGAGAGAAAUUGCAGCUUGAGGCCCAGGUAAAGGAGCUUGAACAAGCAUCUCAUAGCUUAGAUGAAUCUUCUGCAGAGAUAAUGAAGUUACAAGAAAUAAUCAAGGAUCUGCAAGCAAGAUUGGAAAAUGAUGCAAAUGAGAAGGGCGUACUCGAGGAACGUGCCAUGGAGUUUGAGCAAGUUCGUAGGCAGUUGGAGGAUUCAAGGACUGAGGUCAUGGAGCUACAGGCUACAAUCAAGAACCUGAAAGAUGGCUUAGGGAAAAGCCUGCAAGAGAAAGCACUGCUUCAGGACCGUGUGAAGGAUCUGGAACAGGCAACUAGUGACUUAAAUGACUCUGUUGCUUCUCUCGUGGGCAAGUUGACAGCCACAGAGGAACAGCUUAAACAACUUCAUGCUGAGAAGGAAGAAGCUUCCCUCAAGAGUGAGGAACAAAUAUCUGAACUGAAUGAAACCAUUGCCGAUCUUAAGAAGAAGCUUGAGCUACUGUCCUCAGAGAAAUCUGCAGUUGAAAACAAAGUGUCCAUUCUGCUGAUUGAUGUCACUACUCGUGAUGAAAAGCUGAAGGAGAUGGACAGCCACUUGCAUCAGCUGCACCUGGAGCAUGUCAAGCUGCUCGAAGUAGCAGAUGCUGCACGGAAGACUGUGUCUGACCUGCGUGCGCGGGUGUGCGAGCUGGAGGAAGAGGUUGAGAAGCAGAAGCUUCUGAUAUCCGACAGCGCAGAGGGGAAGCGGGAGGCCAUCAGGCAGCUGUGCUUCUCGCUUGAUCACUACCGCCAUGGGUACCAGCAGCUCCGGCAGCUCCUACAGGGCCACAAGAGGCCCAUGGUGAUGGCAACUUGAGCGAGUAGCUUGCGCCUCGCGGGAUCCUUGUUCCCUGAUGUUAAAAUCGAUAUCUUGGUGUAAUGUGAUUUGUCGAUGUAAUUUGUGCAACUCCUUUCCCCCUUCCCCUUCUUCCUAUAUAAUUUGAGCGAAAUUUGGCUAUGCAGUUACUUGAGCUAUUGAGAUACUCGUACUAUGUGGCGUGUAAUGUAAUGAGCUAUUCAGCUAUGCGUAGUUUGCUUUGCUGUUACAUCGA
Messenger RNA from Setaria italica (foxtail millet), 2010 nucleotides. Its product is annotated as protein NETWORKED 4B. Lineage: Eukaryota; Viridiplantae; Streptophyta; Magnoliopsida; Poales; Poaceae. The transcript is spliced from 3 exons. The coding region runs from base 162 to 1775 and encodes 537 amino acids. Gene Ontology annotation, molecular function: actin binding. Gene Ontology annotation, cellular component: vacuolar membrane. The record is from RefSeq and is a predicted model, not a curated record.